AUGGUCAAAGCAUGCAGUAGCAGAGGUGAGUGGAGGAGGAAGAGAAGAAAAACAUGGCAAUUACGCUCAACAAUGGCUUCAAGAUGCCCAUCAUUGGACUGGGUGUGUGGCGCAUGGAAGGAAAAGCAAUCAAAGACAUAAUUCUCAAUUCCAUCAAAAUUGGUUAUCGCCAUUUUGAUUGUGCUGCUGACUACAAGAACGAAGCAGAAGUUGGAGAGGCGCUUAAGGAGGCUUUUGAUAGUGGCCUUGUGAAGAGGGAGGACCUUUUCAUUACCACAAAGCUUUGGAAUUCUGAUCAUGGACACGUUCUUGAGGCAUGUAAAGACAGUCUCAAGAAGCUUCAGUUAACUUAUCUAGACUUGUAUCUUGUUCAUUUUCCUGUUGCCGUAAGGCAUACUGGGGUUGGUAAUACUUCUAGUCCUUUGGAUGAUGAUGGAGUGCUGGAUAUAGAUACCACCGUAUCCCUGGAAACUACCUGGCAUGCGAUGGAGGAUCUUGUUUCAUCCGGCUUAGUUCGAAGCAUAGGGAUCAGCAACUAUGAUAUCUAUCUGACAAGAGAUUGCUUAGCAUAUUCCAAGAUAAAACCUGCUGUAAAUCAGAUUGAAACCCAUCCAUACUUCCAGCGUGAGUCUCUCGUCAAGUUUUGUCAGAAGCAUGGGAUUUGUGUCACUGCACACACUCCAUUAGGAGGUGGUGCAGCAAAUUCUGAAUGGUUUGGUACAGUUUCAUGUUUGGAUGACCAAGUUUUCAAAGGUCUGGCUGAAAAAUACAAAAAGACUACCGCCCAGAUUGCUCUUCGCUGGGGCAUUCAGAGGAACACUGUGGUCAUUCCCAAAUCGUCAAAACUGGAGAGGCUGAAAGAAAACUUUCAGGUUUUUGAUUUUGAGUUGUCUAAAGAGGACCUGAAGCUCAUUGGAAAUCUGGAUAAAGCAUAUCGAACUAAUCAACCAGCUGUGUUUUGGGGCAUAAAUCUGUAUGCAUGAGAAUACCGUUCCUAAGAAUGUAUCAUGAACUUCCAAUAUGCAAAAACAUACUGGCCGUUGGAUCUUGAGACUUGUCUUGACAUUCAGAGAUGGUAUAAGCUUCAGUCUCCUUGGUAGUCCAUUGAUUUGAUCAUCCAAUCUCUUCUUUUCGAUGGUUCAAAUAUUAUCUUUUUAGCCCAUAGAAAAUUUCGUGGACUAAAUAAAAGGGAGAUUUCUGAACAUUUUUAGUUAAUUUUUUUUGCCCA
This is a messenger RNA of Vigna angularis (adzuki bean), 1228 nucleotides long. RefSeq names its product NADP-dependent D-sorbitol-6-phosphate dehydrogenase. Gene Ontology annotation, molecular function: aldose-6-phosphate reductase (NADPH) activity. The transcript is spliced from 6 exons. NCBI's taxonomy places the organism in Eukaryota, Viridiplantae, Streptophyta, Magnoliopsida, Fabales, Fabaceae. Bases 54 to 983 code for a protein of 309 amino acids. The record is from RefSeq and is a predicted model, not a curated record.